Messenger RNA from Electrophorus electricus (electric eel), 3104 nucleotides. It is a transcript of the gene tpcn3, whose product is annotated as two pore segment channel 3. Gene Ontology annotation, cellular component: membrane. Gene Ontology annotation, biological process: monoatomic ion transport; transmembrane transport. The record is from RefSeq and is a predicted model, not a curated record. NCBI's taxonomy places the organism in Eukaryota, Metazoa, Chordata, Actinopteri, Gymnotiformes, Gymnotidae. Gene Ontology annotation, molecular function: monoatomic ion channel activity.
GUCAAAAUUCAUGGAUUAAGGAAAACGAACCGUUCAGGCUCCGCACUAUGGAGGAGAAAGCUUCUCAUAGCAAGAAACACCCCACUAACUUGGUGUCAAUUCUGGUCCACACAACCCGCUUUGUCAUUUUAUUGAAGGCAAAGUAACAAAGGUGAAACGCAUUUGUAAAAGUGCGCAGAGGUUUGUAAGGUAAUUUGGGUGUGGGCAACUUACUUUCACAAGGCAUUUUCUACAAAACGGUUAAUUCUGCGAAAAGCGGCGGAAAACGAAGAAAAUGUCUGAGUUGGAGAACUCCGAACAGCCGGCGGCUGCUUUCUCCUCAGAGCUUAAAGGCGCGACUAACGGAGGGCAGGAUUCCUGCGAGAGCCCGGACAACAUGAAAGAUAGGUUUGACCUCGCAGCAGUCUAUGUGUCCGAUGCUCAGCACAACAGGAACAUCACCUUUGACGCAUCUCCCCCAUCAGUGAGGCUGUACCUCAUCUACAACCACUGGAUGCUGCAUGUGUUGGUGUAUGUGUUCAUCCUGGUGGACUUGGCCCUGGCGCUGUUUGAGGAGCCUGCACUCAUCCCGCUCCCUGUGUGGGCCACGUCAAUGAUUGAGCUCAUCUGUCUGGUAGCGUUCGCUGUGCGAUUGGCACAUUUCGCUAAAGUAGUUCCCCGUCGAAUAUUCCUCAGGGAUCCCAAAAACAUUUGCAUCAUCGUCAUAAUCACGCUCUGCCUCCUUGAUAUGAUCAUAUAUGGAGCUCUGAAAGUGUCUGGCAACUACGCAGUUCGCUGGUCCCGCGUCCUACGGCCUCUCCUAUUGGUCAAUGUCACAGAGGGACGGCAGCUCCGCAGGGCAUUCAGGAGUAUUCGGAACGCCCUGCCUCAGAUCCUGGUUCUCUUUUUCCUCUUCAUGUUCAGUGUGCUGAUUUUCUCCCUCAUGGCUCUGAAGCUGAUGGGAAAAAGAAACCUUGAAACCAUUGAGGGUGCCCCAUAUUUUACAAACUAUUUGGACAUUGUUUUUGAUCUCUAUGUUUUAGUGACCACUGCCAACAGCCCUGAUAUCAUGAUGCCAGCAUACAACUAUAGUUCGUUCUUUGCUCUUUUCUUCAUUCUGUACAUCGUCAUCAACACUUACACGUUCAUGUCUGUGUUCUUGGCUGUAGUCUACAAUAACUACAAAAAAUACCUGAAGGAAGAGGUACGGCAGCUGGUGAGGGCCAAGCGGCAGAAGAUGUGUCACGCCUUCAGUCUGCUGAAGGAAGGAGGAGAAGAGCCAGUGGUCAGUAAGGCUCAUUGGAACCGGCUAGUGCGACUGGUUCAACCUGACAUCACCAACGCCCAUCGAGAGCUGCUCUGGAACGUCUCGGACCACCACAACAGAGGACACAUAGGAAAGGUGGCGUUUGUGCAGCUGGCUGAUCUGCUGAAUAUCCAGGUGAUAACACUAAAGUCUCGUGCACACCCACUGCACACCUGGAUACCUGCCAUCUAUGAGUCUGCUGUCAGCAAGCUUAUCUGCAGGAUGGUUCGGCACAGGAUGUUUGUGUACCUGUAUGAUGCCAUAAUCCUGGUGAACGCUGUCUUCAUUGGACUGGAUGAAGAGGACCCCGUAGUGUCCAGUGCUGAGUGGUUCUUCCUCACCCUCUACGUGCUCGAGAUCCUGCUCAAGCUCUACACCUUUGAGCCUCGCACCUUCUUCGCCAGACAUCACUUUUGGAACUGGUUUGACACCAUCAUCAUCGUUUCUGCUCUGCUGGCAACUGUCAUUAAUGCGGCUCUGAAAUCCUCUGGAGGCUAUACAAGUCGCCAGAUCCUGGACAUCGUCUUCAUCCUGAGAGUACUGAGGCUCAUCCGGGUGGUGGACAGCAUUCAGAGGUUCCGCGCCAUCAUCAACACGCUGAUCAAGAUCGGCCCACUCAUGCUCACGUUCGGCCAGCUGAUUCUGGUGGUGUACUACAUCUUCGCUAUGGUGGGGAUGGAGCUGUUCAAAGGGAAGGUGCAGUUUUUCAGUGCCGACUCUCCUGACCCGGCGCGGGAGUACUGUGGAAAUGCCCUCCUCAAAGACACGCUUUUCGCCAGGAACAACUACUGCAAGAACAACUUCAACGAUGUGGUGUCCUCUUUUGUCCUGCUGCUGGAACUCACCGUGGUCAACCAGUGGCACGUGCUUGCUGGUGGCUUUGCUUCAGUGACCCAUGUUUCAGCCAGAAUAUUCUUUGUUCUCUUCCACAUAGUGGUUGUCAUCAUCAUCAUGAACAUUUUCGUGGCCUUUAUCCUGGAGGCAUUCAUUAUUGAGUACAUCGUUGAAAAGAAUGACCUGCAGACAUCCCUGGAGAAGAAGAUUGAAGAGCUGAAUCUGUGUGUGGAGCAGGAUCACCUUGAUGGCAACCUUGUGGAUGCCAUGGAAACCCAGGACAAUGACAUGGGUCCCGCAGACACCCCCUCUACCAAGCCCACCAUCAUGUUCAAAAUCAGUUCAAAAAGAUACAGCACCAUGGAUGGCCUGUUGCAGAGGAUGUUUGAAACGGGAACUGAUCUGAGUGCAGAAGUCAUUGCCGAUACCUCCGAGGACAUGAACUUCUCCAACCCGUCUUUCUCUCCUGCGUGACUCGUGCGAGGACGUGAACCUCUGUACAUGACUACAGCCUAAAUGUACAUUUCUAUCGCAUCGUCUUUGUAUACACAAACUGUCGGGGGCUAGUGAGAGGAACUACACUACGCUAAAUUACAUGCAUAGUGAAUGGUGAUAUUUGCAAACCGGGCCAGUUUGUAUGGAGCAGUCAAGCAUAUGUAAUGGCGCUUUGCUCUAUACCAGACAGUGUUAAGGAGGGAAUCGACUGCCACGCACUCUUUUCAAUCUGAGAUCAAUAAACCACAGAGAACAGUAAAAAAGGAUGCAUAAGAUAAAUACAUAAAUCAGUAAACACAGGUGAAAUGUUUAUUCUCCCAUACAGGACAGAAAAGGCUGACAGAAUAUAUAGGCUAAAAAGUCAUUAUUUCUGCUCAUGCCUAUUUUUGUAUAAUACUGCAAUCGUAAUCAAACUGUCAAUGUUAUAGUGAGGUUUGUAUGAAUUUAAAGGCACAGCAUUCCUCGAGUACAAUAAAACUAAGCAAAUGAG